GGAACAGCACUCACCAAUUCACUGAAAGAGGCUUGAAUACAGUUUCCUAUUGGUUGCUAUGGUGAGUGAUGAUGCAAUCAAAGAAGGGUAUAAUACAAGACUAUGGAGUGGCGAUGGAUUUAAUCAGCCCAUAAGCAAGGGAGUUAUCCAGGGAUUCUGGCUGUGGAGAGGAAGGCAAGGCAUCGCAAGCUGAUUCAUGCCUCAAGACUGAACAUUUACUGGCCACUGCUUAAGAUAAAUGCCGAGAAAGACCCGCAAUGAACAUUGAAGUCCGCAACAUCUCUGACACAAGAGCCACCGUCUCCUGGUCCACAAACAACCCCUGCCCCGAGAAUUAUUACCACGUCAUGUACCGUCCCAACUGCAACAGCGUCUUCGCAGGCUACUUGCGCCAGAACUUCCACCGUGAGGAGAGGGUCCCCCACUCCCAUAGCUCCCUGGUCCUUCACAGACUCACUCCCUCCACCGUCUACAUCCUGUGCGUCACAUGUAAAAACUCCUACCCCUCCAGCAACCAUUGCACAACUUUCCACACCCUCGACCAGCACCCGCUGGCCUUGCGUGGCUUGAAGCAGGAAUCUGCCACCUCCAUGUGGAUGGUGAGCAGCCUAUUGCUCCUCUGCUUUACGGCCUUCUUGGUCUAUGGCUGCUUGCAGUUCUGGUCCUCAAGAUGCCACAAAGUGUCAAGGCUGGGGCAGUACAGUGCCAACUCAGAGAGGGAAGCAGGUGAACAGAGAAGUUCGCCUGAGGGGACUCUGAGCACCAGAAUGAAGGAGGAGCUGUUGGAAGUCCCCAUGACGGCUGUCCUAAUGAGGAGUUCCAGUUUCACAACAGAGAGCCCGUAUAGGUCCCCCCACUGCUUCUUUCCCAUCCAAAGAAGUGAUGACAAAAGGGCCGUCUUACCUCAGCAUGGGUUCAAAUGAAAGGGAAAUAAAAGGAGCUCCCAGCAUCGGGAACGCCUAGCAAUUUGUUUUUUCAUUUCAGUGGGGCUGCUCUCAUGCUGCAGAUGUUAACCUGACAUGCAUCAGUGUUCUUACUACAUUGCCCUGGGAUGGAACUUGGGGUGGAAAAUGGCAACCACGGGUGACAAUUUUUGCCAAAUUAGAAAAAAAAAAUCAGUUCCAUUCUAUACUUGAGAGCAAAUUUAAGAAAUCAGUAAAAAACAAGCCCCUAGGAAAUUAAGGCCAAAUUCAACUUUCAGUAAACUUCCCUUCAGUGGAGUGACUCCCGAUUUACACCAGAGUAGUAGACAUGAUAUGUAUUUGGGGAAGUACAGAGUGGAAUAAAGACACUGGAGUUAACUUGUUUAGAAACAGCCCUUUCUGCCUAGUUGAGGAUCAUUGACAUUUGAGCAGACUGGCUACACAACUGGACAGUCAGUGAUCUGCACACUGAGAAAAAGUCACACAACAGGCUCUCAGGAUGCCAUCACAUUGAAAACACACCAUUCCUGACAGGCUCACAGUCCAUUUCCAGCUGGGCAGCUAUCCACAUCCCCAAAUCACCACCACAACUGGCACCCCUUGACAGCAGGCACUCCCUGCAGAAAGGGCCAGGUUUACAUGGACUCAAGAGAUGGAACUAAACUGCAGGCCUGAUCCUGCUUGCUUUGAUGUCAAAGGUAAAACUUCUCUAGACUUUAGUGGGAGACAGCACAAGUCCUGAGACUGUUACAGUCACGCCCUGCAGUGCAGCUGCCUGUGCUGUACUUAGUCACUGGGGACCAAAUCCCGAGAAGGCCUCAGUACCUGCAACUCUCGUGGACUUCGCUGGCUCUACAUUCACCUCACAGGGUUUGGCCUUGCUUAGGGGACUUCAGUCUUCAGGCCACCUUUCACCUACAGAAUUGCUUAAGGGGAAAACCAAUCAGCCAUUUUAGGUGGGGUUAUGGGUAGCUUGAGGCUCUAGGAACGGAAUAUUGAGUCAUCUACUUCUAGGUCACUAGACAAGCCUGCAGUGCCACUGCACAUGUUGUAUCUGUGCUGUGCAGUCAUCUCAUAGCGCCUUCAGUCACCUUUCCCUGGUAAUAAAACUCACUACCAUUACCUCCCAGGCCCCUAGUUCUAUGUGAACAAGGAUACCAUAUACAUCUGA
Molecule: messenger RNA, 2094 nt
Organism: Chelonoidis abingdonii (Abingdon island giant tortoise)
Lineage: Eukaryota; Metazoa; Chordata; Testudines; Testudinidae
Gene: FNDC9
Product: fibronectin type III domain containing 9
Molecular function (GO): protein binding
Source: RefSeq, a predicted model, not a curated record